UUUAAUCCUUCAAAAUCUUUAUUUAUAUUUAUAUUAAUUAUUAGAAUUUUAAUUACAUUAUCUUCAAACUCUUGAUUAGGGAUUUGAAUAGGCCUAGAAAUAAAUUUAUUAUCUUUUAUUCCCCUAAUAAUCGAUAACAAAAACUCUUAUUCUAGAGAAGCCGCUCUAAAAUAUUUCUUAACUCAAACAAUAGCUUCUUCAAUUUUUCUUUUUUCAAUUAUUUUUUUUUUAAAUUUAAAAACUAUUAAUUUUAAUAUUUGAAAUUAUUCUACUUGAAUUAGCCUCCUUUUCAUUAAUUUUUCUAUAUUAAUUAAGGCAGGUUCUGCCCCCUUUCAUUUUUGAUUUCCUUCAGUAAUAAACUGUUUAUCUUGAUUUAAUAACUGAAUUCUUAUAACUUUUCAAAAAAUUUCUCCUUUUAUUAUUAUUUUUUAUUCAUUUAAUUUUUAUAUUAACAUAAUUAGAUUAAUUUUAUCGCUUUUAAUUGGUGCUUUAGGGGGAUUUAACCAAACCUCUUUACGAAAAAUUAUAGCUUACUCUUCAAUUAAUCAUCUAAGAUGAAUACUUUCUAGAAUAUUUCACUCUAAAAUUUUAUGAAUAAAUUACUUUAUAUUUUAUUUUUUUUUAACAAGCUCAAUUAUUUUACUAUUAAAUUUUUUUAAUAUUUUUUUUAUUAAUCAAUUAUUUUUAUAUUUUAAUAAAAAUUUAAUAAUUAAAUUUUCUUUAUUUUCUCUUUUUUUUUCUUUAAGAGGAAUUCCUCCAUUUUUAGGAUUUUUUCCUAAAUGAAUAAUUAUUGAAUUUAUAAUUCAUAAUAAUUUCAUUUUUAUUUUAUUACUUUUAGUCACUAUUACUCUUUUAACUUUAUAUUUUUAUCUUCAAAUUACUUAUUCUGCUUUUUUAAUUAAUUCAUGAAAUAUAAAAUGAAAUUUUAAAUUUUUAAAUUUUAAUAUUUUUAAUUAUCAAAAUUUAUAUAUAUAUAUUAUUAUAUUUAUUUCAAUUUUUGGUUUAAUUAUAAUUUCAAUUUUUUUUAACUAAGAUUUUAAGUUAAAAAAAACUAAUAACCUUCAAAGUUAUCAUUAAAAAAGAUUUAAAUCUUAUAUAUAAUAAUAUAUAAAGUUUUAAUAUUAUUUAAUAAUAUACCAUUAAAUUUGCAAUUUAAUAUCAUUUUUGAAUAUAAAACUUAUAUUAUUAAUUAAAGAAUUAAAAAAUUCAUUUAUAGAUUUACAAUCUACCGCCUAACUUCAGCCAUUUAAUCGCGACAAUGAUUAUUUUCAACAAAUCAUAAAGAUAUUGGUACAUUAUAUUUUAUUUUUGGAGCUUGAGCUAGAAUAAUUGGAACUUCUCUUAGAAUUUUAAUUCGAGCUGAACUAGGUCAUCCAGGAUCAUUAAUUGGAAACGACCAAAUUUAUAAUGUUGUUGUUACUGCACAUGCCUUUAUUAUAAUUUUUUUUAUAGUUAUACCAAUUAUAAUUGGAGGAUUUGGUAACUGACUAAUUCCUCUAAUAUUAGGAGCCCCAGAUAUGGCCUUUCCUCGUAUAAAUAACAUAAGAUUUUGACUUCUUCCCCCCUCUUUAUCUUUAUUAUUAACAAGAAGAAUAGUUGAAAUAGGGGCAGGAACAGGAUGAACUGUUUAUCCUCCUUUAUCUAGAAAUAUUGCCCAUGCAGGAGCUUCUGUUGACUUAGCUAUUUUUUCUCUUCAUCUAGCCGGAAUUUCCUCAAUUUUAGGAGCCGUAAACUUUAUUACCACAAUUAUUAAUAUACGAACAACAGGAAUCUCUUUUGAUCGAAUAUCUCUUUUUACUUGAUCUGUUAUAAUUACAGCAGUUCUAUUACUUCUAUCUCUCCCUGUUCUAGCAGGAGCUAUUACUAUAUUAUUAACAGAUCGAAACCUAAAUACAUCUUUUUUUGAUCCUGCUGGAGGAGGAGACCCAAUUUUAUAUCAACAUUUAUUUUGAUUUUUUGGCCACCCUGAAGUCUAUAUUUUAAUUUUACCAGGAUUCGGAAUAAUUUCUCACAUUAUUAGAAACGAAAGAGGUAAAAAAGAAACAUUUGGAACUUUAGGAAUAAUUUACGCUAUACUAGCAAUUGGACUUCUUGGUUUUAUUGUUUGAGCACAUCAUAUAUUUACUGUUGGAAUAGAUGUUGAUACCCGAGCUUAUUUUACUUCUGCAACUAUAAUUAUUGCAGUUCCUACAGGAAUUAAAAUUUUUAGUUGAUUAGCAACAAUCCAUGGAUAUCAAUUAUCAUAUUCUCCUUCUUUAUUAUGAGCAUUAGGUUUUAUUUUUUUAUUUACUGUUGGUGGAUUAACAGGAGUUAUUUUAGCAAAUUCUUCUAUUGAUAUUAUUCUUCACGAUACAUAUUAUGUUGUUGCUCAUUUUCACUAUGUAUUAUCUAUAGGGGCUGUAUUUGCUAUUAUAGGAGGGUUUAUUCACUGAUAUCCUUUAUUUUCAGGGUUUAACAUAAACUCAUAUCUUUUAAAAAUUCAAUUUUCAAUUAUAUUUCUAGGAGUAAAUUUAACCUUUUUCCCUCAACAUUUUCUUGGAUUAGCAGGAAUACCUCGACGAUACUCAGACUAUCCAGAUAUUUAUACCUCAUGAAAUAUAAUCUCUACUCUUGGUUCAUCAAUUUCUCUUUUAAGAAUUAUACUAUUUAUUUAUAUUAUUUGAAAAAGAAUAAUUUCAUACAAUCAAAUAAUUUUUCCUAUUCAAAUUAACUCAUCAUUAGAAUGAUUUCAUAACAUUCCUCCAGCAGAACAUUCAUAUUCUGAAUUACCUAUUUUAUAUAAUUAUCUAAUAUGGCAGAUUAGUGCAAUGAAUUUAAGCUUCAUAUAUAAAGAACCUCUUUUAUUAGAAAAUGGCAACAUGAUCAAACCUUAACCUUCAAGAUAGAGCAUCUCCUUUAAUAGAACAACUUAUUUUUUUUCAUGACCACACUCUUAUAAUUUUAGUUAUAAUUACUAUAUUAAUCAGAUAUCUAAUAAUUAUAUUAUUUUUUAAUUAUUUUACAAAUAAAUUUCUCUUAUCAGGACAAAUAAUUGAAAUUAUCUGAACAAUUAUCCCUGCAAUUAUUCUUCUAUUCAUUGCCUUCCCUUCACUUCGUCUUCUUUAUCUUUUAGAUGAAAUUAACUCUCCUUCAAUUUCUUUAAAAACAAUCGGACAUCAAUGAUAUUGAAGUUAUGAAUAUUCAGACUUCAAAAUAAUUGAAUUCGACUCUUAUAUAAUUCCUAAUAAUGAACUUAAUAAUUUUAACUUUCGAUUACUUGAUGUAGAUAAUCGAAUUAUCCUUCCUAUAAAAUCUCAAAUUCGAAUUAUUGUAUCUGCAACUGAUGUUCUUCACUCUUGAACAAUUCCAUCAUUAGGAGUAAAAAUCGAUGCUUCCCCUGGACGAUUAAAUCAAACAAAUUUUUUAAUCUAUCGUCCAGGCUUAUUCUAUGGCCAAUGUUCAGAAAUUUGCGGAACUAAUCAUAGUUUUAUACCUAUUGUAAUUGAAGCAAUUAAAUUAAAUUACUUUAUAAACUGAUUAAAAAACUAUAACUAAUC
Molecule: messenger RNA, 3536 nt
Organism: Phlebotomus argentipes
Lineage: Eukaryota; Metazoa; Arthropoda; Insecta; Diptera; Psychodidae
Product: NADH-ubiquinone oxidoreductase chain 2-like
Exons: 1
Biological process (GO): mitochondrial electron transport, NADH to ubiquinone
Molecular function (GO): NADH dehydrogenase (ubiquinone) activity
Source: RefSeq, a predicted model, not a curated record